UUAUUAUAAUAAAUACAGUUUACCUGAUAAUUUAAAUUUAACAAAGUCUGAUCCAAAAAUGAAAUAUUUGAAUAAAGUAGUAUUAUCAAUUUUAAUUUUGGUGAUUUUAGACGAAGGAAUAGUUUCCACAAAUGCUAAAAAGGGGAAGGAUGUACAAUUAGGCGACAAAUUAAAUUGCUCUGAAGGUAACCAAAGACAAAAAAGGAAUAAUAUAUUAGAAAUGGGUGGUUUGUUAUUCGAACAUAGAAUUAAAAAAAGAGACCAAAGACCAAGACUUACAAUAAAUUUGACACUAUCAGAAUUAUAUACCCGCAUAGCUGCAUUUAGACCUUACAAACCUUACCAAGAAGUUAACCAACAAGAACAAGACAAUACAGCUUAACCAUAACUAAUAAUUUUUAAAUAAAUCUUAUAAAUAAAAUAUAGGGGUAGAUCUUUUCCUCCAAAGUUUGCUUGCUUUUUUCAAAACUUCAAUUAUGUUUAUUUUCUAAUAUAAAUAAAAUACCAAUAAAAUCAAAAUUUUAAUGUUCAAUUUUUUAAAAUGCAUUAUUUUUUAAAUGUCAUAAAUGUAUUUAAUUUCACGCCAAUUUUUACUUAUAUGGAAUAAAAAU
Molecule: messenger RNA, 611 nt
Organism: Gordionus sp. m RMFG-2023
Lineage: Eukaryota; Metazoa; Nematomorpha; Gordioida; Chordodea; Parachordodidae
Exons: 4
Coding region: 59-382 (107 amino acids)
Source: RefSeq, a predicted model, not a curated record